AUGCUGAUGACAAGGGCAUCGUUAUGUGGCAUGUCGAGGCCGAUCAGAUCUUUCUUUUGGAAGCCGAUUACAGGAUCGUCUUUUGCUGGUGGAAGGUCAAUCGAGACUUGGGAGAUCAUAGUGGCCUGUUUGAUCUUCCUCUUCUUAACCUUGCUGGAUUGUGUUAAUCUUUAUGACCUUCUGGGGCGGUUCCUGGGUGAUGUCUCAAUCUUCAAUCUGCUGGAUGGCCUGCUUCGUGAUGAACUCCGUGCAGUGACCUUCUCUCACGAGUUCUUCAAGGUGUGCUUUCCAAGCGAGGCAGUUGUUGGUAGUGUGCCCGUGUGUCCCAUGGAAGGCACAAUAUUUGCUAGUAUCCCUCUUGUCUGGAUCUCCUUUCAAGGGUGGCGGUCUUCUUACCCAAGGUUUGUUUUUCACUUGGGCUAA
Molecule: messenger RNA, 423 nt
Organism: Prunus armeniaca (apricot)
Lineage: Eukaryota; Viridiplantae; Streptophyta; Magnoliopsida; Rosales; Rosaceae
Source: the annotation of a GenBank genome assembly